Lynx canadensis (Canada lynx) is the source of this 2108-nucleotide messenger RNA. RefSeq names its product four-jointed box kinase 1 (gene FJX1). The record is from RefSeq and is a predicted model, not a curated record. Gene Ontology annotation, biological process: cell-cell signaling. Lineage: Eukaryota; Metazoa; Chordata; Mammalia; Carnivora; Felidae. Bases 1 to 1302 code for a protein of 433 amino acids. The transcript has a single exon.
AUGGGCAGGAGGAUGCGGGACGCCGCCGCCGCCGCCGCGGGGCUCUGGCUGCUGGCGCUGGGCUCGCUGCUGGCGCUGUGGGGCGGGCUCCUGCCGCCGCGCACCCAGGCGCCCGAAGACCGACUCCCGCGGCGCCCGGCCCGGAGCGGCGGCCCCGGGCCCGCGCCUCGCUUCCCCCUGCCCCCGCCCCUAGCGCGGGACGCCCGCGGCGGCUCCCUGAAAACUUUCCGGGCGCUGCUCACCUUGGCGGCCGGCGCGGACGGCCCGCCCCGGCGGCCCCCGGGCGAGCGCGAGCGACACGUGCCAGCCCGGCGGCUCGGGCCGGAGGGGCGCGCCGUGGUGCACGGGGGCGUCUUCUGGAGCCGCGGCCUGGAGGAGCAGGUGCCCCGCGGCUUCUCGGAGUCGCAGGCGGCGGCGUGGCUGGAGGCGGCGCGCGGCGCCCGGGUGGUGGCCCUGGAGCGCGGCGGCUGCGGGCGCAGCUCCAACCGGCUGGCCCGCUUUUCCGACGGCACCCGCGCCUGCGUGCGCUACGGCAUCAACCCCGAGCAGAUACAGGGCGAGGCCCUGUCCUACUACCUGGCGCGCCUGCUGGGCCUCCAGCGCCACGUGCCGCCGCUGGCACUGGCCCGGGUGGAGGCUCGCGGCGCGCAGUGGGCGCAAGUGCAGGAGGAGCUUCGCGCCGCACACUGGACGGAGGGCAGCGUGGUGAGCCUGACGCGCUGGCUGCCCAACCUCACGGACGUGGUGGUGCCCGCGCCCUGGCGCUCGGAGGACGGCCAGCUGCGGCCCCUGCGUGCCGCCGGGGGCGAGCUGGCCAACCGCAGCCAGGCGGAGCUGGUGGACCUGGUGCAGUGGACCGACUUGAUCCUUUUUGACUAUCUGACGGCCAACUUCGACCGGCUCGUCAGCAACCUCUUCAGCCUGCAGUGGGACCCGCGCGUCAUGCAGCGCGCCACCAGCAACCUGCACCGCGGCCCCGGCGGGGCGCUGGUCUUUCUGGACAACGAGGCGGGCUUGGUGCACGGCUACCGGGUGGCGGGCAUGUGGGACAAAUAUAACGAGCCGCUGCUGCAGUCGGUGUGCGUGUUCCGCGAGCGGACUGCGCGGCGCGUCCUGGAGCUGCACCGCGGCCAGGACGCGGCCGCCCGGCUGCUGCGCCUCUACCAGCGCCACGAGCCUCGCUUCCCGGAGCUGGCCGCGCUCGCCGACCCCCACGCUCAGCUGCUGCAGCGCCGCCUCGACUUCCUCGCCAAGCACAUUUUGCACUGUAAGGCCAAGUACGGCCGCCGACCGGGGACUUAGCGUACCCUGGAGGAAGAGAGAGAGAGACCCCUGGCUGAGGAAUGGCUGAUGGGGGAAGGGCCGUCGCUUCGGCCGCCGCGGGGGACCAGCCGGCCAACGCCCAGCCAGUGGCCGGAGCGGGAAGGAGGCUAAAACUUCAGCUUCACCCACCUGCCCCUUUCUCUCCGUCUCCUGCCGUUUCCUUUCAAAGUUCUGGGAGGACGAACUCACCGGGGGAAGAAGUGAACCAUUCCUUCCGCCCAGCCUCUGAAAGGAUUCUACCCUGUGCCAGCACUGAGUUUGGAUCCGAAGAAACGGGCUGCGGAGUUUGGCCCCCGAGUGGCCGUCUCCGUGGGAGAUGCAUCCCAUUCCUUGGCCCCCGCAUUCCCCUUCCGAAAAAGGAAAACUUCUGUUUGAGCCGUUGAGCUAAUCCUGCAUUUCCUACCAAACGCUGCGCUGGUGGCCCCGGAGCUGGGCUGUGACAUUGGCUGGUGGAGCCCCCUUCCUGUGUUCCGCCUUUGUUCCAGCACCGUGAUGGUGAGAUCACUGUUAGGAGCUGGGGGAAGGCUCCCGAUAGGACAAAGAGAGCAGGACCUUCGGAACCGGGGUGGGGGUCCUACAGACCCUGACAAUGAGUCUGACUUGUUCCUUACCACUUGUCAUUUUGGCCUAAGGGCUACAAAUACAGGACCGGCUGUAUGCGCUGAGUCAAGUAAUGAAUUUAUUCUUCCUCCCCCCUCCCCAUCGACCAAAAUUUUGACAAUGAUGAUGUUCACCAGAAGAAAAUGAAUUUCAUGCACUUUACUUUGUUUUUAUUUUAAUUUUUU